AUCAUAGUCUCUUCAAAGUUCAAAAUCGUCUGUUUUCACACUGCAGUGCGCCUGCUAAGACACUCGAGGUUCUGGUCCCUUGGCACCGGCGCUGUACGGAGACGGGAAGAGGUCACUGGUGGCACUCUCUGCCACAAUUGACGACAAGAUUUGCACCACACCAGCAUUAUUUUAUCGGUAGAUGAGAUGAGGUACGUGAAACCCUUGCAGUUGUUUCAUGAUUUGGUGAAGACAACCGGGAAGGAACGCGGAAGGUUGCUUGGUUUGGAUGUUGGUGAUAAAUAUGUUGGCCUUGCUCUUUCUGACUUUGAUAAAAAAAUUGCUUCACCUUUCAGUGUUCUGGUUAGGAAGAAGACAAAUAUUGGUUUGAUGGCUUCUGAUUUUGAGAGGCUGAUCUCUGACUAUUCCUUGAAGGGCUUUGUUAUUGGCAUCCCUUUUGACAAACAUCUGGUGUCUUCUCAUGCUGUACAAGUGAAGGUCUUUGUUAAUGACCUCUGUAAAACCAAAGUGCUUGAAGAUCUAAAGUAUACAUAUUGGAAUGAACGCUUCACGUCAAAGAAUGUCGAACUGCUGUUAAAGCCUUUAAACUUGAAUGAUCCAGUUCAUCACAAGACUAUACUAGACAAGUUUGCUGCUGUAGGAAUACUUCAGGGGUACCUGGAUUUUGUUAACAGAAAAAUGAAGCUGAUGGCAAUGGAGUAAGACUCUCUUAAUAAUUUAGAGGCAUGCCCCAGAAAUCACAUCUAGAAACCUCUGAAUGUAAAGGUAGGUUGGUGGACACGAUAAUGGAUCUUAUAUUUUCCUAUAUUUGCAUUCUCUAAUCAUAGUAUCUUUCAGUCUGAUUCGGGUUAGUUUACAACUUUAGUGAAAAAGUUUAAGUGGGAGUUAGUAAAUGCUUCAGUAUUAUUUCAUAAGAUCUGUCUAACAACUUAGGUCUUGUACCUACCUACCUUUCCGAUUCCAGUAGUAAUUAGAAACAGAGGUUAGUAAUACAACUUGUUCAGAUUUUUAUCCAAACAAAAAAACUGUAGAGACUACAUAACUUGUUAGCAUUGAAUUUGUUGCAUUUUUCUUGCACUGAACAAUGACAUUAUUUAUGAAAUUCAAUUUUUGUAUUAUUGAUUAAAU
Molecule: messenger RNA, 1128 nt
Organism: Gastrolobium bilobum
Lineage: Eukaryota; Viridiplantae; Streptophyta; Magnoliopsida; Fabales; Fabaceae
Exons: 8
Coding region: 187-702 (171 amino acids)
Biological process (GO): rRNA 5'-end processing
Source: RefSeq, a predicted model, not a curated record